AUGGAACGCAUCUCUCGCAGCAUCUGCGUCGAUCACCGCCAACUCGCCCUCACCUACCGCCAGCUGGUCGACGCCGCUGACGACGACGAGCUGACCCGCUACCAGAACCAGCUCACCUGGCAGUUGGCCCGCCACGUCGUCGGCGAAGAAGUCGUGCUCUUUCCGGCCCUAGACCAGCAUCUUCGCGACGGCGAUGCGGCGGGUGACCGACACCAGCAUCGGACGCACCGAGUUCUUUGCGCCGACCCGAGCGCAUCCCUCGUUCCCUGA
Penicillium argentinense is the source of this 270-nucleotide messenger RNA. RefSeq lists its product as uncharacterized. Lineage: Eukaryota; Fungi; Ascomycota; Eurotiomycetes; Eurotiales; Aspergillaceae. The transcript has a single exon. The record is from RefSeq and is a predicted model, not a curated record. The coding region runs from base 1 to 270 and encodes 89 amino acids.